Molecule: messenger RNA, 264 nt
Organism: Clunio marinus
Lineage: Eukaryota; Metazoa; Arthropoda; Insecta; Diptera; Chironomidae
Source: the annotation of a GenBank genome assembly
AUGUUGUUCGUGAACACUUUUCACAUGGAGAUUACAGUUAAAAUUUUUCUACCAUUUCCGGGCUUUAUUUUCAGUUCUCAAUCAUCGAGGCACUUAUCAGACCAGAAAGAAAACUUUUCAAAGCUUUACGAACGAAUGGGCUCAAUAUGUAAAGGAUUGAAGUUUUUUUCUGCCAUUGGCAAUGAAGUGUUGAUGUCAGGAUGGAAAGGAUUUAUCACACCUCAGGGCAUUUAUUCGUUCACUCACCUUGCUUGUGACAAAUAA